CAUGCAGCAAGUUUCCAGCAAACAUUUGUAUGCAUUAGGAAAAACAAGGGUAUAGUAGCAGACUUCCUUGGUAGGAUCUGGGAAGCUGCCUGAUUUAAGACCAGUAACAACUGUGUCAUCUUCCAAGCAGGCAAAAACACUCUGAAGUUUGCUUUUUUCUUUAAAGAGCAGAUUAUAAUACUAUAUUGGCUGGAAACGUGGUUUUAAUGCCCGUUCAUUAAGCCAAACGUAUGAUUUAGAGGAGAGCAAGGGGAGGCGCCUAGGGCAGCACCCCAACACACAUCGGUCCAGCCAGCUUCCGGGCUUUGUUAAGGCGCGCACGCGCUGUGCGGCCCGAGCCACGCUGGGAGGCGGGGGACGCGGGGAUGAUGUCACAGGCCGCGAUGGCGUCUCCUCGAGAGUCCUUGGUGGAGGAUCCGGGAGAGGAUCCGCUGCGGAGCUUUGUGAGAGUUUUGGAGAAACGAGAUGGCACGGUGCUACGACUGCAGCAGUAUAGCUCCGGCGGCGUGGGUUGCGUUGUCUGGGAUGCUGCCAUUGUCCUUUCCAAAUACCUGGAAACGCCUGGGUUUUCGGGCGACGGGACCCACGCGCUGAGCCGACGGUCGGUGCUGGAGCUGGGCUCGGGCACUGGGGCCGUGGGGCUCAUGGCCGCUACGCUUGGGGCAGAUGUUGUAGUCACCGAUCUUGAGGAAUUGCAAGACUUGCUGAAGAUGAAUAUUAACAUGAACAAGCAUCUUGUCACUGGUUCUGUUCAAGCCAAGGUACUGAAAUGGGGGUCACAAAUAGAAGACUUUCCUUCACCAGACUACAUACUGAUGGCUGACUGCAUAUACUACGAAGAGUCUUUGGAGCCACUGCUGAAAACUCUAAAAGAUCUCAGUGGAUCUGAAACUUGUAUUAUAUGUUGCUAUGAACAACGUACAAUGGGAAAAAAUCCAGAAAUUGAGAAAAAAUAUUUUGAGCUCCUUCAGCUAGACUUUGACUUUGAAAAAAUUCCUUUGGAAAAACAUGAUGAAGAGUAUCGAAGCGAAGAUAUUCACAUUAUAUACAUCAGAAAGAAAAAAUCAAAAUUGCCAUCAUGAAAACUUUAGCUGUCUUACCCAAGCCUUUGCCAGCAUGGGUAAACUAAAGAUGUGAAUGCAGCAUGUGAAUGCAGCAUGGGAAGAUUGUUCACAGACUUUCCAGCAUGUUCUUAGAGAUCUGAUACAUGGGUGACAACCACCAUGGGCUGCCUGCAAUAUGAACAAUACUGCCUGCCUGCCAGUGGGCCUGAAAUCCAACUUAGGUUUACUUAGCUCACCAUCAUGUUCUGCUUAAAAGAAACAUUGAGAAUCCAUCACUCAGAAUUGGUAUCGAGAUUAGCCUGAAGUCUGCCAAGAAUAGUGAAGCAGCAUGCUUGACUGAACUCAUUUCCAGGCAACUGGAGAUAAAUCGAUCCAAUUUCACAGACACAUCUCUGUUACUAUAUAAUAAUGUUUGUUUGUUUGUUUGUUUAAUAUAAUAAUGUUUUAAAUUCAAACCAAUAUAUUUUAGUUUGUCUUCAAGAUACAUAAAUUUAAAAGGCUUCACUUUAUAUAAUUAUCAGUAGUUUUAUCUUCUGCUUUAUAUAUCUUUAAUAUCUAAAUGUUCUUUUACUUAAAAAAAAAAAAAAACCAGACUAUUGUCAUGUGUUCUUAUAUUGGCCAAAGUUUUAUUCUUGUCCUCCACCAUUCAUGUAUGAGUGGUUUAAAUAGUAAAUGAUAAAUAGUUACUCAGACGAAUCAAGAGAUUAGGGGAACAAGAGGUACUCUUGCUUUGCCUGAUCUUCACUUGGGAAUGGAGUGAGAGUAGAAAGCCCAGUUUGAGGCUUAUUCACUUCGUGGCUCAUGCAGUUCUCCUUGUGUAUAUAUUCCAGGGAAGUCAGGUUUAAAGGCACUAGUAUUUUAACUUGUUUACGUGAAACAGUGAAAGAUUGUUCAGUGAUCACAGAUGUAGUUCCAUACAUAUUCACCCAAUGAUUUUUCUUCCGUGUUGUCUUGUCUACGAUAUUCAUCCAUCCAGGCAGACUAAUCUUCAAGGAUUUUUCAUCAAAUCAGUUCCAAAGAGUAGGAACCAGGUGGGAUCCUGGUAUUUACAGGCAUUUGGUGCUAGGUGGCCACUAUUUAUGUGUUAAAAUAAACAUUGUUUUUGAGA
Messenger RNA from Heterocephalus glaber (naked mole-rat), 2172 nucleotides. It is a transcript of the gene Vcpkmt, whose product is annotated as valosin containing protein lysine methyltransferase. Lineage: Eukaryota; Metazoa; Chordata; Mammalia; Rodentia; Bathyergidae. Gene Ontology annotation, cellular component: cytosol; protein-containing complex. Gene Ontology annotation, biological process: peptidyl-lysine trimethylation. The record is from RefSeq and is a predicted model, not a curated record.